Microcebus murinus (gray mouse lemur) is the source of this 2859-nucleotide messenger RNA. The record is from RefSeq and is a predicted model, not a curated record. Lineage: Eukaryota; Metazoa; Chordata; Mammalia; Primates; Cheirogaleidae.
AAAAAAAAAAAAGAAGCUAUAUCUGUUACCCAGAUUCCUGCUGCUGUCCCUGUGACUCUUAUCCUUACAUCCCAGGAUAAUUUUAUCCCCAUUCUCCAGCUUGGGAUUGCUAUAGGGCUAGACGGAGCCUGAGCCAGUCCCGGCUGCCAGGUGAUGCCUGGACCACGGCAAAAUCCAGGUGCCAGUGUUCUCUCGCACGCUCUCUCUCAGGCCACCCAGGAGCCAUAGCUUCCCUUUCAGGGUCUUCUGGCACAGGGGCAGUGGUUGGGCAGCAGGGAGGCGAGAGAGAAGGAUCAUUCUGGGUUGUGGGUAAGGGCCAUAUGGUGACCAGAAGGUCUCUGUACUCUAUCUGAGGCCACCCCCACCAGCUGGGACAUGUUCCAAGCCAUCCUGUUGCAGCUCGCUCACCUGGGGUGCUGCUGUCUGAUGGGCUUGUGGCCCACUGGGCUGCCUUUCUCCCCCAGUCACAUACCAGGCUGGCGACAGGGGAUGGGGAUUAGGACUCUGCGCUAUCAGCCACUUAUAUCGUGCUACACCCCUCUGUUUGGCUGUGACACUGGCCCCCAUGCAGCGCUUCUCCUCACAGUGGAGGCAGGAGGAGGGCAGGGCCAUCUGAGAGCCUCAGGAGUGCCUCAAGCGGCCUGGCAUGUCACCAGGGAGCCGGAUGCCCAUGGCUGGCUUGCAGGUGGGAUCCCCUGCUGGCUCCCCGUUUGGCACAGCUGCUCCACUUCGACCUGGCAUGCCACCCACCAUGAUGGAUCCAUUCCGAAAACGCCUGCUUGUGCCCCAGGCCCAGCCCCCGAUGCCCACCCAGCGCCGGGGGUUAAAGAGGAGGAAGAUGGCAGAUAAGGUUCUACCUCAGCGAAUCCGGGAGCUUGUCCCAGAGUCUCAGGCAUACAUGGAUCUCUUGGCUUUUGAGCGGAAGCUGGACCAGACCAUUGCUCGCAAGCGGAUGGAGAUCCAGGAGGCCAUCAAAAAGCCUCUGACGCAAAAGCGAAAACUUCGGAUCUACAUUUCCAAUACGUUCAGCCCCAGCAAGGCAGAAGGCGAUAGUGCAGGAACUACAGGGACCCCUGGGGGAACCCCGGCAGGGGACAAGGUGGCUUCCUGGGAACUCCGAGUGGAAGGAAAACUGCUAGAUGAUCCUAGCAAACAGAAGAGGAAGUUUUCUUCAUUCUUUAAGAGCCUCGUCAUUGAGCUGGACAAGGAACUGUACGGGCCUGACAAUCACCUGGUGGAGUGGCACCGGAUGCCCACCACCCAGGAGACAGAUGGCUUCCAGGUAAAACGGCCUGGAGACCUCAAUGUCAAGUGCACCCUCCUGCUCAUGCUGGAUCAUCAGCCACCCCAGUACAAACUGGACCCCCGACUAGCGAGGCUGCUGGGAGUGCAUACACAGACACGGGCCGCCAUCAUGCAGGCCCUGUGGCUUUACAUCAAACACAACCAGCUGCAAGAUGGGCAUGAGCGAGAGUACAUCAAUUGCAACCGUUACUUCCGCCAGAUCUUUAGUUGUGGCCGACUCCGUUUCUCUGAGAUUCCCAUGAAGCUGGCUGGGUUGCUGCAGCAUCCAGACCCCAUUGUCAUCAACCAUGUCAUUAGUGUGGACCCCAAUGACCAGAAGAAGACAGCAUGUUAUGAUAUUGAUGUGGAGGUUGAUGACCCACUAAAGGCCCAGAUGAGCAAUUUUCUGGCCUCUACCACCAAUCAGCAGGAGAUUGCCUCCCUUGAUGUCAAGAUCCAUGAGACCAUUGAGUCCAUCAACCAGUUGAAGACCCAGAGGGAUUUCAUGCUCAGCUUUAGCACAGACCCCCAGGACUUCAUCCAGGAAUGGCUCCGUUCCCAGCGCCGAGACCUGAAGAUCAUCACUGAUGUGAUUGGAAAUCCUGAGGAGGAGAGACGAGCUGCUUUCUACCACCAACCCUGGGCCCAGGAAGCAGUGGGGAGGCAUAUCUUUGCCAAGGUGCAGCAGCGAAGGCAGGAACUGGAACAGGUGCUGGGGAUUCGCCUAACCUAACUGCUCAGGGAUCGCUUCCUUUCUUCCUAGCCCUGGAGCCUGGAAGCAGAGCCCUCUCUGGGUCUUGGCUGAGGCUGCAGACACGUAGGAUGGGGUGAGGGGUGUCUGCUGUCACCCUCUACUCCCAGCAUUAGUUUCACAAAAGUAGUGAUAGGAUUCCUUAUUGCUUGGUCCCCAAAGCCUUAUUACUUACUUUUCGCGUUGGCUUUAAUGGGGUUCUUACCAGAUGAUGCCACCUCUGCCCCCAGCAGGUGGGCCCAAGUAGGACUGCUGGAGGCUAUAUGCUUUGACUUUGUAACUGAGACAUUUUUGAACCAAAGGCGGCUGGGUUUGCAUGUUUACAGACUUCCCUCUGGGGAGAGUGUUGGAGCUGGGUGAGGCAGUGGUGGCACAGCCCAGACUCUUCCUAGCCUUUCUAAACCAAAGUUCUUUGCCAUUCCUACAAACCCAGCCUUGCUGCUGGUUUUUUCCUUUGGGUAUUUGCACUAUUUGGGGAGCAAAUUUUUCUAUGUGGGAGCCACUUUUUUAUACAGGGGUAAGUUGGGGUUUUUCAUGGAGCCCUGUUUGGUGCCUCCUUAUUUCUUUCCUCAAUCUAUGCAAGCGGCUUUGGCCGCCAUCAUCUCCUGGGAUGCCAGAGGGCUGCCUCCCCAGAUACUUCGGCCUGAGGGGGUAAAGCCUCCUAGAGGGGACACUGCAGUUCUCUAGCAUGGCCUGAGGUAUGGGUGUGUGCAUGGUGGAGGGCACAGGAAGUGGGGCUGGGAAGAUUGUUGUUGCCCUUUGGGGCUUGGCAAAUGCCACUUCUGGCAGGUUUGGAAACUCCCAAAUAAAUCCUUUUUUGUUUA